CCCAGCGACCCCCGGGCGGAACGCCGGGCAUCCCGGAGCGGAGAGCGGCCGGCGCUGAGCUCAGGCUGCCCGGGUCGCCGCUUCCCCGAGCAUCCCAUCUCCCCGCUGCCUCCAAUACCCGCGUCUCCUCGGUACCCCGACCGUCCCAUCUCCCCUCUGCCCCUGGUACCCACAUCUCCGGUUCCCUGAGCAUCCCAUCCCUUCGGUCCCCUCGAUACCCGCAUCUCCCCAGUUCCCUCAGCAUCCCAUUUCCCUGCUAACCCUGCUACUCGUAGCUCCUUGUUCCCUGGGCAUCCCACCUUCCCGUUACUCACAUCUCCCGGUUCCUUGAGCAUCCCGUUUCUCUGCUAGCCUCAAUACUCGCAUCUCUCAGUUCCCUGAGCAUCCUAUCUCCCCCCUACCUCCUCUGGUAUCUGCAUCUCCUGGUUCCCUGAGCAUCCCACCUCCCCGUUACCCACAGCUUCCAGUUCCCUGAGUAUUCCAUCUCUCCACUACCCUCGAUACCCGCAUCACUCCAGUGCUCUGAGCAUCUUCUCUCCCCCCUGUCUCCAGUUCCUCGGGCAUCCUACCCCCCAAACACCCCAACACCUUCAUUUCCUCCAUUCUCUGAACAUCCCAUCUCCCCCCCGGUACCCACAUUUCCCAGCACCUCACACCCCGCAGCCAUGGCGUUCAUGGUGAAGAGCAUGGUUGGGGGGCAGCUGAAGAACCUGACGGGUGGCUUGGGAGGCGAGGAGAAGAGCGAGGGUGAGAAGUCCCCAGCAGAGGCUCAAGGCAUGACCCGGGAGGAGUAUGAGGAGUAUCAGCGGCAGCUGGUGGAGGAGAAGAUGGAGCGAGACGCUCAGUUUGCCCAGCGCAAGGCAGAGAGGGCCACGGUCAGAUCCCACUUCCGAGACAAGUAUCGGCUCCCCAAGAACGAAACGGACGACAACCAGAUCCAGCUGGUGGGAGGCGACGUGGAGCUGCCCAAGGAGCUGGCCAAGAUGAUCGAGCAGGACAACGAGGAGGAGGAAGAGAAGAACUCCGUCAUUGGUCAGCUCAGCAACAUCCAGAACCUGGACCUUGACUCCUUGAAGGACAAAGCCUCGGCCACGCUAGAGGACCUGAAGCAAUCAGCCGAGAAAUGCGCCGUGAUGUGACCCAAUCGCCGCGAUGCCCUCAGCCUUGCAGUGGUGGGGACCCACCGACGUCCGUGUGAGCCGGGUCCUCCUUCUGAGCCGUGUUAAGCCCUGACCCAGAUGUCCCCGCUCCGUCCGUGCCGGUAUCCCCGUGCGUGGUUUUGUUGUUGGGUUGCGGUCCGGUCUGAGGUUAGAGCAAAGGGAUGGCUUGGAGUCCCUAUCUCCCGGGCUGGGAUCGGCUCCGUGCGGGAGAAGGGGCAGAAGGUGACCCCGUAAGGGAAAACGCUUCCUUCUCUGUCGUGAUGUGGUCGUGUGCUGUGCUCAGUCGAGUGUUACACCUCCUAUGCUGUCCCCGUGCCACGGCACCGUUAUCGCCGCUGGAAUAAAUACCAGGAGAUGUCUA
Molecule: messenger RNA, 1521 nt
Organism: Lagopus leucura (white-tailed ptarmigan)
Lineage: Eukaryota; Metazoa; Chordata; Aves; Galliformes; Phasianidae
Gene: CPLX3
Product: complexin 3
Exons: 4
Coding region: 666-1139 (157 amino acids)
Biological process (GO): regulation of neurotransmitter secretion; neurotransmitter transport; synaptic vesicle exocytosis
Cellular component (GO): SNARE complex; terminal bouton
Molecular function (GO): syntaxin binding
Source: RefSeq, a predicted model, not a curated record